Molecule: messenger RNA, 1338 nt
Organism: Dendronephthya gigantea
Lineage: Eukaryota; Metazoa; Cnidaria; Anthozoa; Malacalcyonacea; Nephtheidae
Product: 28S ribosomal protein S22, mitochondrial-like
Exons: 7
Coding region: 1-975 (324 amino acids)
Cellular component (GO): mitochondrial small ribosomal subunit
Molecular function (GO): structural constituent of ribosome
Source: RefSeq, a predicted model, not a curated record
AUGGCGACCAUUUUGUGCAGAAAUGUUUUUCGUAUAAAUAUAAAGCCAGUUUCAGUCAGAGUUUUGCCUCAGCUGUCACGGUUGUUAUCAGAGAGUACCGGAAAAGUUGCAGCAUUUGAUGACCCUCGUGUUCAGCUUUUGUUGAAGAGAAUUACUGGGAGAAAUUUGGACAAAGUUCUUGCUAGCAGGCAUGAACGAGGUGUUGGAUUGCCGUCGUAUAAACUGUUAACUAAUGAGGAAUUAUCACUGGCUGAAAAGGAAAUUGAAAAAGAAGCUGAGAAAUAUCUUGAAAUGCCUGCAAUAAUGGAGGAAAGGAAGGACUCUAACAUUGUGUUAGAAAGCAGACCAGAUCUUGAAGGAUAUUCAGAAUGCAAUAUUGUUUUCACUGAUAUCAGUCAAGGCACAAAUAACAGGGAUCGACGCAUCGUUGUGCGCGAAUCGAAUGGCGGGCUUCGUGAAGCACGCUGGGAAGAGAGAGACAGAAUGAAUUUCUUGUUUUUCCAAAGAGAAGGUCAGAGUUACAAAAUGCCUCGUGUACUGGAAGAUGAAAAUAUGCAGAAUGCGUUCAACAGAGAUGGUCACGUUGGUAUCUUAGAUUUAGUUUGCGUUCAGUGUGAAGCCGAUUCUGCAGAAUAUAUCAAGGUACAUCAGCGAACGUAUGAGGAUAUAAACAGAACCAGAUCGUUUGACCUUCUUCGUUCAACUAGACAUUUUGGAGGCUUGGUUUACUACCUUACCAAGCAGAAAAUACUGACUUGGCUCUUGGUUGACAUUCUAAAGAGAGAUCUUAUUUCCGACGCUUGUGAUGUUAUUCAACUAUUUCACAUACUUCAUCCUGAUUCAAAAAGUGCAGCGAUUGCCAGACAGGAGGGGUUAGGAGGACUGGAUUUAAUUAAGGUUUACCUCGAAGCUGAAGGCCCUCGUGGCUUACUCCAAUUUCUGGAGGAUGAUAAAAAGACCAUAAAAUCAACGUGACAUGCAGUAAUGAAUGACUGACUACUGUGUUGGUGAAUAACGGCGCGUUGAUGGGUUUCAGUUCUCGCAAAACACUUGGUCGACCUAGGGCUAACAUGCUUCAAGAAAGAACACAAGUUGUAUAGCCUCAUAUGUGCAUUUUUUUUGUAACGUAAGGCUAGACGAAGUACGAGCCAUGUCACCAGCAUAAACAUGUGAGGAUGUAAUAGCAAGUUGUAGAAUUGCUAUAGCAAGAGAUGUAGAAUUGAUGUAAAUAAGUGGAUCUCACUUGUAAAAGAAAUUUUCAAAUAUAUCGGCGAUGAGGUACCAGCAUAUCAGCCCGAAAUAGCACGUGCGAAAUGCCAUCUCGCAAAAUAAUUGGAA